UAGGCCCACAUGUACAGCAACAAUAUACGCCGGGAUAUUGGCCAUCUACCGCCCGCUGUCCUCAUGAGCUCGGCACUUUCACGUCGCCGCGCCUCGACGGCAGUUGGCGCCGAAAGGGUGGAAAUUCCCGGGCAGCCCGGGGACCCCUUGCAGCAUGCUGCGUUCCCUGCCUGUAUAAGACGGGGACGAGGAAACCCUCGCGGCCGCUUCAACCUGUUUUGUCGACAGCCACUCUUUGUCUUCCCGUCCUCUCAUUGACGUUGCGACUGGCUGUGCGAUACAGACGAUACCCCCUUCGGACUAGGUUACCAAGCUACAUUCCCUGACUGAGUUGCCCCCGUCACACACAGCCCAACAUGAAGUGGACUGCACAGUCUGCGCUCCUCGCCCUCUCGGCGCUCGCCGAGGCGGCACCGCAGUUCGGAGGCCCAGGCGGCGGCAUGACCAUGUUGCGAUUCGGCUGCCCCAACGUUGUCAUCGACCGGAUUGAUCCUCUCGUCAACCCGGGCCAGAUCCCGUCUCCGCACAUCCACCAGAUCGUCGGCGGAAACGCCUUCAACGUCACCAUGCCCACCGACGACGUCUCCAAGCACGCGACCUGCACGACCUGCCAGUUCGCCGACGACUUCUCCAACUACUGGACCGCCAACCUGUACUUCAAAGCCCGGAACGGGAGCUACAAGCGAGUGCCCCAGGGCGGCCACGCGUACCAGUUCAACGACCGGUUCAGCACACAGACGCAGGGCGGCAUCUUGGUCUACUAUGUCUCCGCCCAGCCGGGCAAGAUUACCGCCUUCAAGCCGGGCUUCCGCAUGCUCGUCGGCGACCCCAUGAUGCGCUCGCGCCCGGACACCAAGCUGAAGCGGCAGAACUGCUACCGCUGCUACACGGGCCCCAACUUCGGCGGCGACACCGGCGCCCCCUGCCAGGACGACCGCGUCGACAGCGAAGCCCUCCCGAACAAGGUCUGCCCAGGCGGCAUCCGCUCCAACAUCCUCUUCCCUACCUGCUGGGACGGCAAAAACCUCGACACGCCCAACCACCAAGACCACGUCGCCUACCCAGUCUCUGGCCCGGCCAACUUCCUAUCCCUAGGCGGCAACUGCCCGUCGACGCACCCGGUGCGCAUCCCGCAGCUGAUGUACGAGGUCGUAUGGGACACGACCCCCUUCAACAACAAGGCCGAGUGGCCGGCGGACGGGUCGCAGCCCUUCGUGCUGUCGACGGGCGACCCGACGGGGCUGGGCCAGCACGGCGACUACGUGUUCGGCUGGAAGGACAACAGCUUGCAGCGGGCCAUGGACACGUCCGGGUGCUUUGGCGCGCAGUGCGCCAGCCUGCGCACGCAGGACAUCAAUACCGCCCGGCAGUGUGCCGUCAAGCAGGCUGCGAGGGAGAACUAUGAUGUUUGGCUCGACAAGCUGCCUGGUGUGGAUAUGCCGAUGUAAGAACACAAUUGAGGCUUUGGGGUUCGGAGCCAGGUGGACGCGGACAGGAUAGAAUGGAAGGGAUGGACCGGAGGGUUGGAAGAUAAUGCUCUGUGGGGAGACAUUCGUUUCAGCAGUAGUA
Messenger RNA from Chaetomium strumarium, 1569 nucleotides. RefSeq lists its product as uncharacterized. The record is from RefSeq and is a predicted model, not a curated record. The transcript has 4 exons. NCBI's taxonomy places the organism in Eukaryota, Fungi, Ascomycota, Sordariomycetes, Sordariales, Chaetomiaceae. Bases 357 to 1448 code for a protein of 363 amino acids.